Molecule: messenger RNA, 1183 nt
Organism: Lactuca virosa
Lineage: Eukaryota; Viridiplantae; Streptophyta; Magnoliopsida; Asterales; Asteraceae
Source: the annotation of a GenBank genome assembly
UACAAGCAUUAUUUCCCAACAUUAAUAUCUCCAAACACUCUCAUUUUUAGCAACCUGAGAGAUUUGGAGGAUAAAAAGGAAGAACUUAAACUAAAAACAAACUGAUCAAAGGAAGACGAUGGAGAUGCCGAAGGGUUGGUUUUGGAGUGUUUGCAAGCGAGGAAGGCCAUAUAUUGGGGUUCUUUUUCUACAACUAGGAUACGCUAUUAACAAUCUUAUAGUGAAGUCUGCUUUAAACGAGGGCUUAAAUCCUUACACAUUCUCUGUUUAUCGAAAUAUUGCUGCAGCAGUUGCUUUUGGCCCAUUUGCUCUAUAUUUUGAAAGGAAAAUACGUUCUCAGAUGACAUUUUCUGUAUUUUGGAAGAUAUCCUUGUUGGCGCUAAUUGAGCCAGUUUUGGACCAAAUACUAUACUACACCGGGAUGAAGUACACAACAGCAACAUUUGCAAUCGCAAUGUGCAAUGUUCUCCCUGCUUUGACUUUUGUAAUGGCGUGGAUCUUUAGACUUGAGAAGGUCAACGUGAAGAAAUUGCAUAGUCAAGGGAAGAUCCUUGGAACCCUGAUUACAGUAGGUGGAGCCAUGGUCAUGACACUUGUUAACGGACCACUGGUUCCAUUGCCAUGGACCAAGGGAACCGGGGUGCACCAGGUUGUAGCUUCCACCGCCUUGGUCUCGCAAGACCAACAUAUUAAGGGUGCCAUCAUGAUCACUGCUGGUUGUUUUUGUUGGGCCAGUUUUUAUAUUCUUCAGGCUAUGACUCUUAAGGAAUACCCGGCUCAAUUAUCCCUUACGACACUUAUAUGUAUGAUGGGUGCUCUACAAGGAACUGUUGUAACUUUGCUUAUCGAGAAUGGUAAAUCUGGCAUUUGGUCUAUGCACAAGAGAACAGAAAUUAUUGCUACUCUUUAUAGUGGAAUAAUCCGAUCUGGGGCUAGCUACUAUGUUUCGGGGCUAGUGAUGAAGGAAAAAGGACCAUUUUUUGUGACGGCUUUCAACCCUUUAGGGAUGGUGAUUGUUGCAAUUGUGAGCUCAUUUGCUUUAGCUGAGCGGUUGUUACUCGGAAGGGUUGUGGGAGCCUUCAUCAUUGUUCUAGGUUUGUACUUGAUCAUAUGGGGGGAGAUGCAAUUGUUGGAUAUAUGCUCGACCUCAUUGCCGCAUGACACAAGAAUAUUAGGGUUAUAG